AUGUUUUAUUUCCACUGUCCGCCACAGCUAGAAGGCACUGCGCCCUUUGGCAACCACUCUACAGGGGAUUUUGAUGAUGGGUUUCUGCGGAGAAAACAGCGCCGAAACCGGACGACCUUCACACUUCAGCAGCUGGAAGCUCUUGAAGCAGUCUUUGCCCAAACACACUACCCAGAUGUCUUCACCAGAGAAGAGCUAGCCAUGAAAAUAAACCUCACAGAAGCCAGAGUGCAGGUUUGGUUCCAGAACCGAAGAGCCAAAUGGAGAAAAACAGAGAGAGGGGCCUCUGACCAGGAGCCGGGUGCCAAGGAGCCUAUGGCAGAGGUGACGCCACCACCAGUGAGAAACAUCAACUCCCCACCCCCUGGGGACCAGGCCCGGAACAAGAAAGAGGUGCUGGAGACCCAGCAGAGCUUGGGGCGAACUGUGGGUCCUGCUGGUCCUUUCUUCCCCUCCUGCUUGCCGGGGACCCUCCUGAACACAGCCACCUACGCCCAGGCCUUGUCACACGUGGCCUCCCUGAAGGGGGGUCCACUGUGUUCUUGCUGUGUCCCAGACCCCAUGGGGCUCUCCUUCCUCCCCACCUAUGGCUGCCAGAGUAACCGCACGGCCAGCGUGGCCGCCCUGCGCAUGAAGGCCCGUGAGCACUCGGAAGCCGUCCUGCAGUCGGCCAAUCUCCUGCCAUCUACCAGCAGCAGCCCCAGCCCCGCUGCCAAGCCAGCUCCCUCUGACAGCAGCCAGGACAAGACCCCUCCCACCAAGGAACAGAGCGAGGGAGAGAAGAGUGUAUGA
Messenger RNA from Sciurus carolinensis (gray squirrel), 792 nucleotides. It is a transcript of the gene Drgx, whose product is annotated as dorsal root ganglia homeobox. The transcript has 6 exons. The record is from RefSeq and is a predicted model, not a curated record. Lineage: Eukaryota; Metazoa; Chordata; Mammalia; Rodentia; Sciuridae. Gene Ontology annotation, biological process: regulation of transcription by RNA polymerase II. Bases 1 to 792 code for a protein of 263 amino acids. Gene Ontology annotation, molecular function: DNA-binding transcription factor activity, RNA polymerase II-specific; RNA polymerase II transcription regulatory region sequence-specific DNA binding.